Penicillium digitatum Pd1 is the source of this 711-nucleotide messenger RNA. RefSeq names its product C-8 sterol isomerase ERG2 (gene erg2). Gene Ontology annotation, cellular component: endoplasmic reticulum. The record is from RefSeq and is a predicted model, not a curated record. NCBI's taxonomy places the organism in Eukaryota, Fungi, Ascomycota, Eurotiomycetes, Eurotiales, Aspergillaceae. Gene Ontology annotation, biological process: ergosterol biosynthetic process.
AUGCCUUCCAAAUCCUCCAAGUCCUCCAGCUCCAGCUCCAGCUGCCGCUGUCGCUGCUUCUCUCUCAAGACCCUCAGCUACCUAGCCAUUUUCCUGGCUUUCUUCUCCGCCGUCUACCGAUACCUCGAUGCGCGCCUUGAGCAAUUCUACAUCUUCGACCCGGAACACCUCCACGAUGUAUCUCAGCGCGCCAUCAGCGCCCACGGCGAGGACACCCGUUCUGUUGUCAACUUUAUUGUAGCCGAGCUAGAGCAGAAAGUCGGUCCCAAGUACCUGAGCACCCAGGAGGAGUGGGUAUUCAACAACGCCGGCGGCGCCAUGGGCGCCAUGUACGUGAUUCACGCCAGUAUCACCGAGUACUUGAUAAUCUUCGGUACCGCCAUCGGAACUGAAGGACAUACUGGCCGUCACACCGCCGACGACUACUUCAACAUUCUCCAGGGAACCCAGCUCGCCUACGUCCCCGGCGAGUUCAAACCCGAGGUCUACCCGGCUGGCAGCGUGCACCACCUGGUCCGCGGCGAGGUCAAGCAGUACAAGAUGGAUGAGUCGUGCUUCGCGCUCGAGUACGCCCGUGGUUGGAUCCCUCCGAUGCUCUUCUUCGGUUACGCCGAUACUUUCUCCAGCACCCUGGACUUCCCGACAUUGUGGGCUACCACGCGCAUUACUGCUCGUGAGAUGGUCGGCAACUUGUUGCAGUAUAAGCUGUAA